This is a messenger RNA of Drosophila kikkawai, 6603 nucleotides long. It is a transcript of the gene Su(z)2, whose product is annotated as Suppressor of zeste 2. NCBI's taxonomy places the organism in Eukaryota, Metazoa, Arthropoda, Insecta, Diptera, Drosophilidae. Gene Ontology annotation, molecular function: metal ion binding; promoter-specific chromatin binding. The record is from RefSeq and is a predicted model, not a curated record. Gene Ontology annotation, biological process: negative regulation of transcription by RNA polymerase II. Gene Ontology annotation, cellular component: PRC1 complex.
GCCGUGCACUUUGUAACGGAGGAAAUUUUGUGUCGUUCGUUCGAGAGGGGGAGCCACAACGAGUGUGAGUGUGAGUGCGAAAGAGAGGGCGCGCAAAUCUCUGCUUGAUAGUACGAGAAAUCGAUAAGAGCCAGCAGCUGAAGUGGCAGUGGAAAAGGAAGAAGCAGCAGCAGCAGAGAAGCUGAAAAGAAGUGCGCGUGUGUGUGGGUGUUGUCGGCAAUUGUAAACGAAAAUUUCAAUUUAACGGCAAAUCAAUAUGGAAAGAGUAUAAAAAGGAAAAUGCCACAGAGGAAAAUCAGCACCAUUGCGACGCAAUUGCUUUGAGAUCCCUAAGAGAGGCUAAUAUUUAUAGUAAGGAUAUAGGAGUAAGCAGGGGUAAGCACCUGCAAACAACGCACAAAAUGAUGGAUAAGAAGGAGCAACAAAUCGCCUUGGAUGCAGCAACAAUGCGAGCUUCCCGGGAUAUCCGGCAGUUCCACGAUCUGAUCACCUGCGGCAUUUGCAGGGGCUAUAUGAUCGAUCCAACCACAGUGGAUACUUGCUAUCACACAUAUUGCCGCAGUUGCAUACUGAAGCACCUGCUCCGCAUGGUUUACUGUCCGGAUUGCAAGGCCAGCGGCGGCAAGGAGAUCAGUGAAACCAAUCUCAGAUCGGAUGACACUCUGCGAUCGCUGAUCUUUAAGCUGGUGCCAGGUCUUUACCAAAGGGAGUGCAAGGAGCUAGAGGAGUUUGAGAAACAGCACGAGGAUCUGGUCGAUGAAAAUCAACCGCCACGUGAGCAGGAGUUCUUCACCGCCACAGAGCUUAUAAGUUUAUCCCUGGAAUAUCAUCCCGCCAUGUUGGACCAGUGUGGUCCUGGCGAGGUGCCACCCAUUAUUUACCUGCAAUGCCCCGCUGGGCUGCGCGUGGAGCUACUUAAGCGAUUUCUGUGCUCCAAGUACAACAUCGAGGCGGAGAAUAAGCUGGUAGAGGUGGAGGUCACCUACGAGGACGAGGUGCUGCCCUCCCAUUUCACGCUAAUGGAUGUGGGAUAUUGCUAUAAUUGGAGUCGGCAAUCGCCGAUGGCCUUCUGCUACCGGAUUCUGCUCCACGAGAGCGAGCGGACAAAAAACGAUGAGAAUAAUCUGUCUAGGAUUAACCAGGACAUUGAACCGGAGCACCCAGUACCACGGAGUCGCUCCAAGUCGGCCAAAUCGGUGACCUUUGCCGAGGACCUGGAGUCGGAAAUGGAAUCACCGCGCUCCAAGACCGGACCAAGGAGCAAGACCUCGCCAAAGGUAUCGCCGCAGGCGAAGAACAAGCGCUUGGCUGUUACUUCAACAACGACGUCGAUGACCAAGCGGGAACUGGAGCUAGAACCGGCGGCAGUGAGCAGCUUCAAGAGCCUGCGGAGCAAUGAUAUGCGUUACAGCGACUAUGCCGUCUCCAAGGUGAAGAGUGAGCCGGGACAGGAGCAGGAUCAUCAUAACCAGACCAGAGAGCAGCCACUGGAAGCCAACACAAAUAUAGUGGUUAGCAUUCCGCCCUCGCAGCUGGGCAAAUCCUACGUAGAUGCCGAGGAUUUCGAGCUGAAGACGGCCAACCGUAAGGGCGCUGCCGGUGGUCACUUGCCCAAGCUCAAGAUUGAGCUGACCAGUAUGAGGAGUAAGCUGAGCAUGCCCAUGUCGGCGGGUCCCCGGCUAGAGGAUACCUCCUCCUCCUCGGCAGCCAGUCAACAGCUGGAUCUGGAGACAUAUGCCAAGAACAUAGGCCUGAAGCCCAUCGAACAGCCCUCGUCGGUUCAGGUUCCCGAUAGCAAAUACAGUCCCAAUGCCUCGCCCAUGUCUUCCUGCUCCAGCUCCACGAACGGCUCCAGCUGCAGUCUGGGCACUGCGGAUGCCAGUACCUCCACGGGCUCCUCGAGUUCGCAUCGCAAGCGUAAGAAGAAGCACUCCAAGGAGCCAAAGGAUGCGAAUGGUAAGCGCAAGAAGCUGCAUGCGGAGAUCUCCUCGCAGACAGAUGGCAAAAUGAAGGUGAAGAUCACCACCAAGCACAAGGUGGACCUGAAGCGUUCCCAUUCCCUGGCCAGUGCCAGUGAGUUGGCGCUGCAGCAGUUGAAGCUGGACGAGAAGAUGCUGGCCGCCACCACCACAUCGGAGGUGCUCCUUAAUCGCACUCUGGGCGAGGAGGCGCGCAGCAUUAGUAGCUUGGUAACGGGCGGAGCACCCACACCGCCGCCCACGCCCACAGCAGAGCCGGAGGUGCAGGCAAUGAGGCCCAAGGAAGUGGCUCUGCCCACUUCGCCGCCCUUGCCGCCCAGCUUGUUCAAGGCUUUUACGCCCACGCCUACAACGACAGCGGCGGCAGGUUCUCCUGCUCCUGCCACUUCUUCAGUGGCUCAGAUGAAGCCAAAGCCAACGCCUCAGCAGCAGCAACUUCAACCUGUCCAGCCCCAGUCGAUGGCCAAUAAGAGCCUAGCCAAGCCGCCGCUUAGUAAUAACAACAACCGGAAGCCGGGAAGCGGACACUUUGUGGUGCCACAGGCUCCCAGCAACAACCGGAAUAUGCAUCACAUGCAGCGCUACCUAUCCACGCCGAGCUCCAUUGCCAGUGCGGCCAACAAGCAGCCGAAGCGGUCGCUCUCCCUGGACGAGUCCCAUCCGGCCAAGCAGGCGCGCCUGAAUCACAACCAGGCGCAGGCCAUGGCCAUGUCCAGCUAUGCGGCCAAAUUCCAGAUGCAGCCGGGGUGCGGCAAGACGGCGGCGGCCUCGUAUCUGCCCAAUCCCCAGCGAUUGUACGGACCCGAGAUGGUUGGCAAGCCAGCGGCGAUGCCGCUCCUAUGUCCCGCCAGCCUAAGUCUCAGCCUGCCCAGCACGACGAUGAGUAGCGGCAACUCGGUGACUAUUACGGCCCGACCAAGGACAACACCGGCGACUGGGGCCUAUGCCUUUUCCGAGGCCAACAACAUGAGCCAUGUGCCCGCAUUGGAAAUAGUUCGAUUGCCAUCGAGCAAGCAGCAGCAUCAGCAGGGCCAGAAGAUGACGACGAUGCCACCGCUGAUGGGACCACCAACAGCUCUGCCCAAGCAUCAGGGUCACAACAGCGGAGCGGCCAAGAGGAGCAGCCAGUCGCCGCCAAUGCCGCUGCCAUUGCCAAUGACCACGAUACCGACGAUUGUCAAGUCGCCGCCGCUGUCAGUUGCACUUAGCGGGCAGAGGAGCAGUAACUCCCACUCCACCUUGAAUCCCGGCAAGAACAGCAACAAUGCGGCUUAUCGCACAUCGCCGCCUGCAUUAAUAAAUCUGCGCAACACCGCUCCAUCGUCGUUUCCAUCAAAGUCGAGCAGCAGCAAGCCAGACCUGGCCAAUUCAAAGAAAUCCCCGCCAGCCGUGGCUCCGGCCAAAGCCAAUGGCUUGGACAAGAGCUCGAAAACGAGUUUGCGUGAGUUUCGGCCAGCGACGGGAGCACCCAAGGAUGCCGACAUACUUGAUUUAUCAGCGAACCCGGGCAGGAAUAGCAGCAGCUUAAGCAGCUCCAGCAGCAAGGCGCCCACAUCGCCCAGGCCCGAGGCGGCGGCGGUCAAUAGUAGCAACAGCCUGGAGGCUGCCCUCAACAAGAUCAAGCAGAACAUAUCCGCCAACAGCAAUGGUGGAGGAGCAGUAUCAGGAGGAGGAGGAGCACCCACCACCACCUCCACCUCCUCCUCCUCGGGCAGCAGCAGCAGCAAUGGAACUGGCGACGAUCUUCAGAAUCUGCAUAUGCUCUCGGAAUCGGCGACAGCCCGCGAGAAGAUCUCGAUUGCCAAGGCAGGCAACAACAACAACAAUAGUAGCAGCAAUAACAACAACAACAACAGCAUCUUUGAGGGCAAACCCAAGAAUGCCAAUGCAGUGGUGAGGCCACAGAAUGCCUCCGUUAGGAGCAUACCCAAUCCCUCGGCUCUGGCCUUUCGCAAUCAGCCGGUGGUGGCCACACCAUCAGCAGCCACAACCUCUGCGACCAUCAGCAAACCCCUGACUGUGCGUGCCGAGGAAACGAGGCCCAAAAUGUCAACAGGGAACACGGGAUUGCUCAGUCCCACCAGCAGCAGUAGCAGCACCUCUGGUGGAGGCAGUGCAGCCACCUCGCCACGGGCUUUGACCAAGAAGCCAACAACCAUCGAUCAAGUGGCUGCCAAUUUAAAUAUUCGGGCCGAGGCCAAAGCUGCUGCUCUGGCGGAGGAGGCGCCACCCGUUCCCAGCUGCCACGAUGCAGCGAAGUCGCCGGAGCUGGCCAAGACCACAACGGCAGCGACAGCACCACCACCAGCCGCUGCCAAGGAACCGAAGGAGACAGCCAUUACAGUGUCGGCGGCCAGCACCCUGCUGCCGGAAUCACUGUCCAAGCCGCCCGUACAAAUCGCCGCCACCGACACUUUGGCUCCGGUGGCAAGUUCCGCUUAGUCACAAGCGUUUCUUUGGCUGUGCGGAACGCAAAUGUAUCUUGUGGCGCCGCUGGAGAAUCUACAAAACACGGACAACAACAACGGCAACUGAGGUGAUGCGGUGCAGCGCACCUGUAGACGAGUAGCAAUAGUAGAAGCAGCAGCAAGCAAGAAGUUUUCCAACCUCGCUCCCGAAGAAAAAGUGCAAUUUAAGUAAUCAGUAAACAAGAAAAUAAGCCUUAGAACUAACCCGAAAUAGCCUCAUAUAGACAAGCAAUAUCUACAAUACAAGUAUACAAAAGCUCUAGGGAAACAACAACAACAACAUCAACAACAACAAACAACAAGAAGAACAACAUUUUUGCAUGUGCAAAUAUUUGCAAUCGAAUUAGUACGCGUCUAAAUAAAUAAAUAAAUAAACCGAGCAACGUUAAAAAGUGCCAGCCAAACAAAAUUCAUGAAAUAAAUAAAAAAAUAAUCGAGAGAGAGACGCGCGGCGGGGCGGCGGAAUUAAUAAUCAAAAGCAGUCGCGUCAAAAGCAGCAACAACAAAUUAAUUAUAAAAAAUAUAUCAACAGAAAAAUGUGUGUGCUAAAACCGCGAUAAGGUCGCACACAAACACACAAAUGCCUUUUUUGAUAGACACAGAGAUCUUUGUGUUUUUGGGGAAAGUCCAAGUAGAAAUACAAAAAAAGAAAACCAAAACGUAGCAAAAAUUAUUUUCAAGUCAAGCGCGAGCGAUAGUAGAAACCACUUUUAAAAACCAAAACAACAAACUGAUAGGAAAAGCGAAAUCGCAUCAGGAAUAUUUGAUUACUUACAACGCUCCGGAAAAACCCCCUGACGAAGAAGAAGAGGUGUGAAAAUUCGGUGGUGGCGUCGCGGUACUCUCUCGGUUGGUUAGGAUAGGAUUGGAACUGUGUGUUGUGGCAACCCACACGGCAAAGAUACACUCGAUACACACUCACACACACAGUUGCACGUUUCUCGGCUGGCGAUAAAAUUUUAACGAUUUUGCGCCGUUUUGAGCGAGCGUGUCAAGCAUAAAGAUACAAAACAAUACUCGGCAAGGCGAAAAAUGAAAUAAAAUAAAGCAAACAAAAACAAAAACUGAAUAAUAACACACACACACACAGCAACUGGCAGCACACAUGCGUAUAUUUAUACAAAUACAUAUAUAUCUUGUAGAUACUUUUUUCGUAUUAGUUGUUUAAGCGAGUUACGUUUAAUUGCAGCACGAACUUUGUACAUAAAUUUCAAAUCGAAGCCCCAUUGAGAAGGGCAGCAAAAAACAGAAGCAGAUAACAGAAAACUAAAAAAACAAAAAAAACUGAGAAAAACCAGCACCCAGCACACACAAAUGAAGAUACAUUUGAAUUUUUUAGAGCUUCGACCAAAAGAAAUACUAUAUAAUACGGCACAUAUGGACAUAUUAUUGAUGAUAUACUCCUCCUCUCUCCUAUAUAUAUUUACGAUAUUCGUACACAAGGCUUUAGGUUCUUCGUACACAUCUACACUUUGUCUCCUUCUUGCUCUUAGCCGAUAUCUAUAUAUAUAUACUUUUUGUUUUUGUUAUUUAUACUUAUACCGCAUCUGUACAUAUUUUUUAAGCAAAGAGUGUAAAGAUUUUUAUAUAAGGGGGAGAACGUGUAAAACCACUAAAUUGUAUGAGUUUCUAGAGGGGCAUAGUAGCUGGGCCUUUGGAAUGGAGGUAAAUCCACCCCGUGUCCAUGUCUAUUUCCGAUUGCAACCCCCUGAAGUCGUGGCAUCCCCUGUGAUCACGCGACAAAUUAACAUAAUUUCCAGGCAAUCUAACAAAUUGAAGAACCCAGGACUCAGACCCAGCUAUACCCCAUUAUUUUUCGGCUCGACUCUCCUGAUUGUUGUAUACUUAUUUAUUCCUAUUAUCGAUAUAUAAUAUAUAUAUAUAUUUCUAGUUGUAAAGAUCGCUCGAGAUAUUGUACUGUUCCGGAAACCUUAACUAAAACUAAAAACCUAUUGAAUACUUAAAUAUAAAGCUAAAGAAUAUUAUAUGUUUAGAAAUCUGAUUGUAUGCACGUCUUGUAUAUGUAAUAUUGUUAGACAACAACAAACACAACCCUCGAAAUGUAAUCCAAAACACACACACACACUAAGUUAAAUUAGCUGAUUUUCGACAAACAAUAAACACAUGAAAAUGGAAAGGAACAACACCCUGUAUAA